Tetrahymena thermophila SB210 is the source of this 1404-nucleotide messenger RNA. Its product is annotated as MORN motif protein. Lineage: Eukaryota; Ciliophora; Oligohymenophorea; Hymenostomatida; Tetrahymenidae. The record is from RefSeq and is a predicted model, not a curated record. Gene Ontology annotation, cellular component: cytosol. The transcript is spliced from 4 exons.
CUUUAAGGACUAUAAUAGGAAACAAUUAAAUUUCUGUUAAAAAAUUCAAAAAUUAUAAAUUAAUAUAUUCAAAUAUUAUAAAUCGUAAAAAUAGUGGAAGCAAAAGCAAUUAAAAUUUGUUUAAAAGUAGAGCUCUUCAACAAAUAAAUAGAUAAUAGAUAAAAGGUUAAAGAUAGACUAGAUAUUUCAAAUAUUAAGAAUAAAUAAAUGGGUAACUGUGCUGCUUGCGAAGAUACAUAAGAAUUUGAUCAAAACACAGAAGUCAAUCUCUAAAAGAAAAAGAGAAUCCAAGAAAAUUUUUAAAACAUGGAAAAAGAAUAAUAUGAUGAAAAUGAAUUUGGAAAAGAAAAUGUAUUUUAAAAUAAAGAAACUGAAAAAGUAAAAAGGUCUGGAAAGCAUGACGAUUAUCAAUCUUUAGCAGGCUCAAGAGUGGAUUAGUUAAAUUCUUCAACCAAAAAAGAAAGGUUGAACCCACUAUCUGCUUCAAAAGGGUUUUAAAACGGUUAAUAAUAAUCAGUGAACAGCAACAGAUAGUCAGCAAAUAAAUUAGAUGAAACCGGUGAUCACAUUCCACCUCAUUUAAAUAAAUUAGAUUAACUUCCUGAUUUUUCAAACGAAUUUACAAGAGAAGUGCUGGAAAAACUUGGCGAAUUCGUAUAUGACUAAGAUGAAGAAGAGUCAUUCCUUGACCUACCAUUCUUUGGACCAUGUGAAAUGGAAAACAAUGCUUUUUACAUCGGAUAGUGGAAGCACGGAUAGAGAUGGGGAAGAGGUAAAUAAGUAUGGAGUGAUGGGUCUUAAUACGAAGGUUAUUGGAAAAAUGAUAUGGCUAAUGGAAAAGGUAGACUUAUACAUGCAGAUGGAGAUGUCUUUGAAGGAAAUUGGCUAAAUGAUAAAGCUCAUGGCAAAGGUGUUUAUAUUCAUAGAGAUGGAGCUAGUUAUUCAGGUGAUUGGUUUGAAGAUAAAUAGCAUGGAUUUGGAGUCGAAAAAUGGAUAGAUGGAGCUAGCUAUGAAGGAAAUUAUUUUAUGGGUAUGAAGCAUGGGCAUGGUGUCUUUACUUGGGCUGAUGGUAGUAUAUAUAAGGGAGAAUUCUAAAAUAAUAAUAUAGAUGGCAGAGGAAGUUACAAAUGGGCUGAUGGUAGAGAGUAUGACGGUACUUGGAGAGACAAUAAAAUGCACGGAAAGGGUGUUUUUACAUGGAAAGAUGGAAGAAAAUAUAUAGGAGAAUAUAUAGAUGAUAAAAAACAUGGAUUAGGGGAAUUUUACUGGCCAGAUGGUAGAGUGUAUAAAGGAUAUUGGGAGAAUGGAAAAUAGCAUGGAAGAGGAUUUUAUAAAGGUUCAAACGGUAGAGAAAGAGAAGGAGAGUGGAAAGAGGGUAAAAAAAUUAGAUGGCUUGAUGAAUGA